Messenger RNA from Fundulus heteroclitus (mummichog), 3315 nucleotides. RefSeq names its product von Willebrand factor A domain-containing protein 5A. NCBI's taxonomy places the organism in Eukaryota, Metazoa, Chordata, Actinopteri, Cyprinodontiformes, Fundulidae. The record is from RefSeq and is a predicted model, not a curated record. The coding region runs from base 139 to 2457 and encodes 772 amino acids. The transcript is spliced from 20 exons.
UAGCACUCCAGUGUAUAAUAGAGCUCAGCUGUGCUGCUGCAGUCCUAACCUACAGACGCAGACAGCAAAGAGCUACUUUAAACCAGAAAACUUAUCCUUUGUUUGUUUUUGUUUUAUUCAGGAACUGUUGUCACUGGUAUGAUGGUGAACUGCUGCGGUCUGCUCACUGACAGGAAGGAACCAGUUCCUCUGAAGAGCAUUGAAGUUCAGCUGGAGGUGAAGGACCAUGUGGCUACAGUGGUCUCCACUCUGAACUACGAGAACAAGGAGGACAAACCACUAGAGGCUGUUUUUGUCUUCCCUCUGCCUGGAGAUGCUGCUGUGUGUCAUUUCAGUGCUCAGAUUGGACAGACACACAUUGUAGCUGAGGUGAAGGAGAAACAGCAGGCUCUGGAGGAGUAUGACGAUGCUCUGAGCUCCGGUCAGCAGGCCUUCCUGUUGGAGGAGAGUGACCAGAGUCCAGAUAUCUUCUCUCUGAGUGUGGGCAGCCUGCCUCCAGGAGAGAGCGCCUCCAUCAGGCUGGAGUACGUCACUGAGCUGGCUGUACAGGCUGAUGACGGGCUGAGGUUCUGUCUGCCUGCUGUGCUCAACCCUCGGUACCAGCCUCGGGGUAGUGAAGGUCCCAGUGUCCAGGUGACCUCAGUUCCAGCCUCUCUGGUGCCCUACAGUCUGUCCUUCUCUGCCCGAGUGUCCUCUCCUCGUCCAAUCUCUAAAGUAGAGUCCAACUGUUCCCUGGAGCCUCUUCAGUACCUCAACGCUGAUCAAACUCAGGCCACGGUUAAGUUGGCUGCAGGACACAAGUUUGACAGAGACGUUGAACUGCUGAUUUAUUACAAAGAUGCCCACCAGCCCACUGCUGUGGUGGAGGCAGGACAGGCCUCUGCCAAACCUGGUUCUCUGAUGGGUGAUCCAGUGGUGAUGGUGAGCCUGUACCCCGAGUUCCCCCAAGAUGUGAUGUCCUCACUCGCCUCCUGUGGAGAGUUUGUGUUCUUGAUGGAUCGAUCAGGGAGUAUGGACUGUCCCAUGAAUAACAGCACAACGCAAGAAACUCGCAUUAGCAGUGCAAGGGACACUCUGCUGCUGCUGUUGAAGAGCCUACCAAUGGGCUGCUACUUCAACAUUUACAGCUUUGGAUCACAGUUUGAACACAUCUUUCCUACGAGUGUAGAGUACAGUGAGAAGACCAUGGAGGAGGCUCUGAAGAAGGUUGAAAAUAUGGAGGCUAAUCUUGGAGGAACAGAGAUUCUUCUGCCUCUCAAACACAUUUACAGCCAGCCCUGCAUUCCUAAACAGCCUCGACAGCUGUUUAUCUUCACUGAUGGACAAGUGGGAAACACCAAAGAAGUUACUGAUCUUGUUAAGAUGAAUGUGGCCACCCACAGGUGUUUCUCUUUUGGGAUUGGCGAAGGAGCCAGCUCUGCUCUCAUCAACGGGAUGGCCAAAGAGGGAGGAGGACACGCUCAGUUCAUCACUGGGACUGACAGGAUGCAACCAAAAGUGAUGCAGUCUCUGAGGUUUGCUCUGCAGCCAGCUGUGGAGGACAUUUCUGUCUCUUGGGAUUUACCAAAGGGAGUGUCCUCCACCAUUCUGUCUCCACCCAUUACUGCUAUGUUUCAGGGUCAGAGGUCACUGAUUUAUGCUCAACUCACUGGACAGACUUCAGAGGCAACAGAUGGCAGUGUGACGGUGAAGUACAGCCUAGCAGGUCAUCCCUCUCAGAACCAGCUGCACUUUAAUCUCAAACCUGCAGAGGACACUGGAUUAACAGUCCACAGGUUGGCUGCUCGCACUGUGAUUCGCUCCCUGGAGUCAGAGCAGAGGACACACAGUGGACAGCAGGAUGAAGAAGUGAAGAAGAAGAAGGUGGUGGAGCUCAGUGUCCAAUCAGGAGUGAGCAGUUCUUUCACUGCCUUCAUUGCUGUCAACAAAGACGACGGCAAAGCAGUUCAAGGACCUCUGGUGCGGAGGAAUAUCCCAACACCUUUCUAUGGAAAGAAGUGUUGUUAUGCUCGGAAAAAAAGGAGUAAGGCUGUGGGUUGUUCUGCUCCAGUGACGAUGGUUGGGGCUUGUUUUGCUCUACAAAGCAUUAGUCCUGUGGUUACACAUGAGGCAGCAUCCCCACCACCCCGCAAAGACCCUCUGCUGCAGCUGGUGUCCCUGCAGAAGGCGUCUGGCUGCUGGCUGCUUGAUGCACAUCUGGCUGCAGCGCUGGGAAAGGCCAGUGAGGAGGUGGAAAAGGCAAAGCCAGCAUCGGUCAACGGUGAAGUGUGGGCCUCCGUUCUGGCUCUGAUCUGGCUUCAUGGUUUUAAGAUGGAUGCAAAGGAGGAGUGGGAGCUCCUGACUCUGAAGGCUGCAUCCUGGAUCAAAGCUCAGAAUGCUCCAUGUGUGUCAGAGUGCGUUGAAGCUGGAAACACGCUGUUGGGCUGCAGCGUGAAGAAAGAAGAUCUGGGGCUCUGAGGUUUUCCAUGAAGAGACUUCAGCUUUACUUUGGAAGCACCUAAGUGCAGGAAGGAAAACUAUAAAGUUGUUGAUUGAUCAAGAUAAGCAGAUUUUCUCUGUCCUUAAAAAAGAUUAUAAAGCAUUUGGUAGUGUAAUGGUACAUAGAUUUUACUAAACAUUUUCAGUACAGCCCUUUAGUUUAGCCCACGCCUGUGCCAACGAAAUUAAGCCUUUUUAAACAUGAACACAUACAGAACGUUUAUUGGUGCAACUAAAAUGCUUAAUUGUGAUGAAAACGGUGAAAAAAUUUACAUUAAUUAGGUAUUUUUAACUAGUAAUAAGGUUCCUCGAUCUCUAGCUUUGCUGCACAUAAUUACUCACCUAAAAUGACUUCUACAUGAAUAUAAACAUUACAGCUAAAGUACAAUUCUAGCUGUUUGUUGCAGUCAACUGGUUAAAAAUGGUGCACAGCAAAUGGCAGACAGCAAUACAACCAUGACAAAAUCCAACCUUAUCUGCUGAAAAUUCUAUACUGAUCUUUCUUUGAAAUUUAAUUGUUUUCAGAAAUGAAAAAACAUUGUGUUCACUACUAAGUAAAGUAAAAAAAAGACAACCGUUUUAUUUGUUUCGCUUGAUUAAAAACACAAUGAAAAUUCACUGAACAAUGUUUUCAAAAGCUGAGAAACAUACCGUAUCAUGAUUUUGUUUUGUACCAUUACACUCCAAGCAUUUAUCUGUGUUUCUACUCAUGUAUCUGCCAAAGUAAUUUUGCACUUUUUGUAUUUGCAAAAAAACAUUGAGUCUCUUUUGCAAUGUUCAGUAACAGUAGAAGCAAUUGUGUCUAAAAAAAAAACCAAUAAAACAAAAACCAAGAGA